Trichobilharzia regenti is the source of this 336-nucleotide messenger RNA. The record is from the annotation of a GenBank genome assembly. NCBI's taxonomy places the organism in Eukaryota, Metazoa, Platyhelminthes, Trematoda, Strigeidida, Schistosomatidae.
AUGGUCCAAAUCUCUAAAAAACGUGUUCGUAGAAACACAAUUGUUUUAGAUAGUGGCUUAAAUUCGGUUAUAACUGCAUUACCGCCUGGUAAUACAGUAUCAACUACUAGCUCUCAAAAUGGUUUGAGUGCAGAUCUCACUCCUGUGAUACAGGUGAAAGAUGUUCUGUUAGAGAACUCUGAGUUCUGUAAACUAAACCUCCUUUUGAAAGAUAUGCAGAGGCAAGUAAGUGAAAUUCAGAAAAAAUUAGAUCAGUUUGAUAGUAUGUCACUGCCAAUCUCAAAUACCACGGAGAGCCGUCUGAUAUUGGUCAGGUUAAGUGUUUACUGGAUGUAA